Messenger RNA from Nicotiana tabacum (common tobacco), 1653 nucleotides. RefSeq lists its product as uncharacterized. Lineage: Eukaryota; Viridiplantae; Streptophyta; Magnoliopsida; Solanales; Solanaceae. The record is from RefSeq and is a predicted model, not a curated record.
AUGAACAGCAUUGGUCUGAAGGAAUACAUGAUAACGCAUCUCUCAGAUAUAAAUGGACUGCGUGAACAAGUCCCUAAGGCAUUGAAACUCUCGCCCAAUCCUGCUAGGCUUGUAUUGGAAUGUAUUAACAAGGGGGGAAGCGAAAGGUAUGUUAAUAGCUCAAGAUCAUUAGCUUCUGUAUUGGCUUUGGAGUGCUUGUUGUUAGCUGCUGUUGAGAAUGACAAAGGGGCCAAGGAAGACGCGGAGCAGGCAGCUUUAGCAUGGCGGGAGAGAAUGAUUUACCAAGGAGGUGUAAUAAAGGCUCACAAAAUGGAUGCCCGAGGUUUGUUGUUGCUCAUUGGGUGUUUCGGGAUUCCACAAGCAUUUACAAAUCUUGAUAUCAGAUAUUUGGUUACGGUUAGUGAUGCCUGGGUGAUUUCUGGUGCCCUCAGGAGAUCAAGUGUUCUCAUGGAAAAGAUCCCAGAAAUAAUUGAGUGGAUGUUGAGGCAAAAUAUAGUAGUUGAGGCCGUUGACAUUGCCUAUACUUUUGGAAUGGAGGAGAGAUUUAACCCUCGUAGACACUUGACAUCAUUUUUACAUAACUCUGAAGUGUCAUUAUUGAACAAAACUAAGGGACUUGAGCAAGGUAUUACUGUGCGUUCAGUUAAAAAGAAGCACUUGUCUCAUCUGAAAUCUGUCAGCGAAUGUUUGGGACACCACAAGAUUGAUCCUACGAAACUCCUUCCUGGGUGGCAAAUCGACAUGAGAAUAAUGAACUCGGAGAAAGAAAUUGCUGAGUUGAAUAGGCAUAUAGGUGAGAAAGAACUUGCUGAAUUGACUAUGCGUAUAGGUGAUCAGAAGAUGGCACAAAAGAGAAAAAAUGAUGAGAUUGAGUCGUCGUCUUCUGGUAGUUUCAGCAACAAAGAAAUGAGACACUCACAUUUUCCGAAUCCAAAUCCAUGGCCACCACAACAACAAAGAGUUGUUAAUAAUGUUGGUGAUAGCAAUAACACCUUAUUAGGAGGUGGUGGAACUGCUGGCCACAUUUAUGGUUAUUCUCUAUCCUCAUCGGUAUUGCAUGGAACUGUUGCAGGCUCAAUACACGAAAAUGUUGUUGGCUCACUGGCAGGACCCGUGGGAGGUGUUGCGGCCAUGGAUGGCGCUGGUGCAGGUAAAUCAGUGCAAGGAGGUUCAGGUGUUGAUCAUACACCCGGGCAAAUAGGAAGUCAUAUUGGUCAGUUAUAUGGAUCGCGUGGUGAUGCAGCCGUGUAUGACAAACUAGCCUCCCACAGCUAUGCUUAUAGGCCAUCAUCCUACUUGGAAGGCUCAAGCUCUACGGGAUUGCCAAGCACCACACCCGGCGAUGCUUAUUGGCCAACGCCAUACACGGAAAGCUCUAAGGCGUUUCCAAACACCAUAUCUGGUGAUGCCAAUAGGCCACCACCAUACUUGGGAGGCUCUGCGGGGUUGCCAAACACCAUAGCUGGUGACGCUUACAGGCCUCCACCAUACUUGGAAGGCUCUAUAGGGUUGCCAAACACCAUACCUGCACCAUAUCAGUUUGCUGAUACUGUUCCAGCAACUGAACUACACCGAAGCAGUGGCUCACGAGCAGAUCAUGUCCCAUCUGCUGCAGUUGCUCAUCCUUCAUCCUACUUGUACUUGAAGAGAUAG